CUAACUAAUCGAUUAUUUUUCGGUUUCCUGUCUCUUAAAAUCAGCCCGUCUUCGUCUUCUUCGCCAUUUCCUUUUACAGAACCAGAACCGUGCGAAACCCUAGCCUCCUUCUUCAACUCCAUUUUCGUUUUUCCUCAACAAUUUCUUCACCAAUUUUUCACCAAAAGUCAUCAAAUUCAAAGAAGAAAGAUGCCAAGGUGCAAAAACGCUUCAUCGCGUCAAGAAUCGACGGCAGAAGAAGGUGAGAGGCCAUGGCGUCGUGAAGGGAGGAAGUACAUCCACAUCCAAACCGGACUUGCAUUCAACACGGGAGCAUCAGCGGAAAGGUUCCACAACACCUUUCUCACGAAGGAGAUCAUCCUACCGAAGAUUAUGGACAAGGACCUCUUCAAAUCGGCGACCUAUGCCCCGAGUAAGUCCCUUUUCUCUCAGCAAGGUUUGCUUCGUUUUAUUCAUUUGACGUAUGAAUUCUUUUGUCCAAAUCUUAUACGUCAAUUUUGCUCCAUUCUUCGUACCACUUUGGGAAAUUUGCCAUCUCUCAUCUCCUAUGUUGACGGCAAAACCGUUUUUGUUGACGGUGCCGCCUUGAUAUCUCUCUUUGGCCUUCGUAGAGGUGAAAUUACCGACAACUUGGAUGAAACAUUCCAAGAUGAGGGUAUUUGGAGACAACUCGGGUUAGAUCAUCGUGACCUCAAGUUUAGAAAUUCUAGCAACCCGAGUGUCAUUAACCUCACUUUUAUUCAACGCGUCCAACAAUACAUCUUCUUCUAUGUUUUGUUGCCCCGUGAUUCGAACCAUGGCGUUGUCAAUAAGGAUGACAUUCGUUUGUUUCACGUCCUGUUGAACAAUGUCAAAUUUGAUUGGGUUCAUUUCUUUCUUGUUGCACUCUAUGAGGGCUCUCGCUUUUCACAUCUUCGUUUUGCCAUCCCUAUCAUGCAUAUCCUUGCUCAUUCCAAAGUGGACCUUACUCGGGACACUCAGGUUCCGGUCAAGAAGACUUGUUACAUCAAGGACACCAAGUUUUCCCGGAUCGUGUACCGUGAGGAGGGUGAUGCUGCACUAAAUCUGGACCUGGUAGUCGCAGACGAAGAAGAGAGCCAAAACGAGACUCAAGCCGAGUCAUCUCAUGCCGGAGGAAGUCGAGCCACGGAGCGCGUCACUCGUCAACGUAGGACUCGUCCAAGAGAAGAAGCACCGAAACCAUCUUAG
Messenger RNA from Cuscuta campestris, 1209 nucleotides. NCBI's taxonomy places the organism in Eukaryota, Viridiplantae, Streptophyta, Magnoliopsida, Solanales, Convolvulaceae. The record is from the annotation of a GenBank genome assembly.